GGUGCGAUGAAAAACUCUCUCCCCAGAUGUGCGAGAAGUUUACCGUCUGUGAGAACAGCAUGGAAAUGCUCCUCCAGAACAACCUCAACCUCCCCAAGCUGACAGAGGAAGAUGGGUGUCUGCUCGCCGGCUUCAACUCGCUCUCCUUUCUGGAUAAAUGCUUGAAGAAAAUCUCCAGCGGGCUUUAUACAUUUCAGCCAUACCUUAAAUACGUACAAGAAACUUUUACUAGUGAAAAGCAAAAUGUUGAAUUGCUGUGCCGUUCGACAGAGCGCCUGGCACAUAACAUAAGGCAGAUGGUGAUCAAUCCCGAUGAAGUGAUCAUCCCAGACUCAGCUACCCAGGAAUCCCUCCGCGCAAAGCUGAAGUCCGACAAGACCUGGAUAGAGAAAAUCACCACCCACCUCAUCCUCCGAGACUAUACUUCGUUUAUGGAGAAAACCGUGAGGGCCAUUCGCUAUUUGAAAAAUACCAGGAGUUUCAGUGUCUGAAUGUUUUAAUUCAGGCACAAUCCUUUGUCACAAAUCUGUCAUGUGGCAGAUGACAGUGUUGUU
Messenger RNA from Balearica regulorum gibbericeps (East African grey crowned-crane), 554 nucleotides. The record is from RefSeq and is a predicted model, not a curated record. Lineage: Eukaryota; Metazoa; Chordata; Aves; Gruiformes; Gruidae.